This is a messenger RNA of Xenopus tropicalis (tropical clawed frog), 2927 nucleotides long. RefSeq names its product aph-1 homolog A, gamma secretase subunit (gene aph1a). The transcript is spliced from 7 exons. Gene Ontology annotation, biological process: protein processing; Notch signaling pathway; proteolysis. The record is from RefSeq and is a predicted model, not a curated record. Bases 58 to 855 code for a protein of 265 amino acids. Gene Ontology annotation, cellular component: membrane; gamma-secretase complex. NCBI's taxonomy places the organism in Eukaryota, Metazoa, Chordata, Amphibia, Anura, Pipidae.
GUUGCGUAGGCUGCGCCGCCAUACACAGGAGGCGGAAGUGGGGCGCUCCGUAGAAAGAUGGCGCUGGCCGUGUUUUUCGGCUGCACCUUUGUGGCCUUCGGGCCGGCUUUGUCCCUGUUUAUCCUCACUAUCGCCGUGGACCCGCUGAAAGUCAUCAUUCUGGUGGCCGGCUCCUUCUUCUGGCUGGUAUCGGUAUUGCUGUCCUCCUUGAUUUGGUUCAUUUCUGUCCAGAUCAGCAACAAGAAUGACGCCAACCUGCAGUACGGACUGUUGAUAUUCGGUGCAGCCGUGUCUGUUCUGCUACAGGAGACUUUCAGAUAUGCCUACUAUCGCUUACUCAAGAAAGCAGAUGAGGGUCUUGCUACGAUCAGCGAGGAUGGAAGAUCGCCAAUAUCUAUUCAGCAGAUGGCCUAUGUUUCCGGCUUCUCCUUCGGGAUAAUCAGCGGGGUGUUCUCUGUCAUUAAUAUACUGGCGGAUGCUAUUGGCCCUGGCAUUGUGGGAGUGCAUGGCGACUCGCAGUAUUACUUUCUUACUUCAGCAUUCCUUACCAUGGCAAUUGUUUUCCUGCACACCUUCUGGGGCAUUGUGUUCUUUGCGGCCUGUGAGAAGCGGAAGCCUCUGCACAUCAUAGGAGUGGUCCUCAGUCAUCUGGUAGCUUCUGGGCUGACUUUCCUGAACCCUAUGUAUGAAGCCAGUCUGAUUCCCAUUUACAUAAUCACCCUGGGCAUGGCAUUGUGGGCUUUUGUGGCCGCAGGGGGCAACUAUCAAAACAUCCGAAAAUGCCUCGCUUGCAGACGGCAAGAAAGUAACCAGGUUAUGGUAUAUUCUGCUCUUCAGGUGCCCGCUGAGGACUGAGGCCCCAGCUCAGCUGCCGUGCAGCCACGAACAGACAUUGUAUAACAGAGACACACCGUCCAAGUGCUCCUCUCUCCCAGAAGCCGGCUCCCAUUCCUCCGCCUCUCCAGACGAAGUCAAGGACGUUACCCCUUCUCAUUGAUUUGCCUCCUCUCGUCUUAACGUGCCGGCGCUGGGGCCUACUCAGGCUGCGCAGAGCAAUCUGGCAUUGCUCGCACACUCAACCAAGUACAAUAGCAGGACUCUGGAACACACACACGUGCCAUCCCUGGAGCGGAACCUCCACUUACACCUGUAUCUGUUCUUUGUUUCUACUGGGUCAUUCCAUCUCUAGAUUUUCUUUUCAGACGGUCAAGAACCGAUUGUCUGUUCUUUCCUGUUCGAUGUGAGCUGAGAGUUUCCUUUCUGUUUGGCGUCGGCUGGGAGUUUCCUGCCUCCUUCGACAUCGACCGAGAAUUUCCUUUCUGUUCGACGUCGGUUUGACAUCCGUCUGAGAGUAGCUUUGAGGAACGCUGAUACUAAUACAACUGGGUGGCGCUGCUAUUGGACUAUACCUCUGGCCUCUGGGCACGGAACGGAUUGUGUCUCCUUCCUUUCAGCUUUCACAUCUAGAACAGUCCAAGGUGAGACUGUUCCUCAGGUAGAGGGGACACAGUUGCACUGUAUUUUCUUUUUUUAAUCUAUCCCCCUUCCCAACCCUUACGGCAAAUGUCUACACUGGGUUCCCUGCAGCCAUUCUUGUGACUGGAAGGAGGGACUCCUCAAUAAAAUGUGUUUUGAUUGGUCGGACUAAUAAAUCGGUAAUCUGUAUACCAAUAUUAAUCAUUAUGACUGCAGCUGGUUAACCCUUCAUGCAAGCCCCGAGCAACUCAGAGGCCACACCCUUCUCUUUGUUCCAGAUUAAUACUUUGUCGUGACUUAAUUCUGUUUCACGUUUCUGCUGCUGAUAAACGGAAUCAGCGGUUGGCUAAUAACGCCGAAAAUGUAAAUGACUUUUACUGAUACAAUACAAAAUGUCUUUUUAAUCUACCAGCAGGCUUUGUGGUUGGCAGACAUACCCAUAUGUGUUCAGAUGCCCAUGGCAGUUUCUAUGUCCUGCAUUGAUCUGUAUACACAUGCCCAAGCUGAACCUGAGAGAUAACCAGUGAGGAUGUGUAACAUAUUCCAUUGAGGUAUUUUGAUUUGAGUUGGUACAGACAUGCUAAACUAAUGGCAGCACUGAAAAAAAAAAAAAAAAUGUCCUCCGUGCCAAGUGUGCUUUCUGCUCUGUAGAGUUCUCCAGUAUAAGAGUUGUGUGCAGAUGUCCCUCCUGUCUUGUAAAGCGCUCAGAAUGGGUCAUUUAUAAACACUGGGUAAACUUGCACCUGGGCAGCUACCCAUGACAACCAAUCAGAUGUUUGAUUGAGCCCCAGUGUGUGCAAAGUAUAAGGAAGUCCCUCCCCCUGAGCAGAAGGCACACUCUUCAUGGAGAGCUAACUGAUCACUGGGCAAUUAAAGGCCAAGGAAACCAAAAGAGUUCACUGGUGCUUUAAACAGACCCGCAGAGCUUAGCUGUAUUAGUUGCUAUGUACCCAUGGCCUCGUUUCUUUCUUUGCAAGGGGAAAUAUAUGUAUAUUACUAAAUUCCUCCAUACCCCAAGCCGCCAGUGUCCAACCAGUAGCUUGCCUGGCUCCUUGACUGCAGCUUGGGAUACUGGGAGUUGCAGUACAACAACAUCCAGAAACCUUGCUGUUGAAAUGCAAUGUGCUUGUUGAGUCUCAAUAUUCUCUGGCCUGUUGGUCUGUAAUUGUAAUAAUUACUGGAAAUUAACCAUGGGGGGUAUUUGGUAUAACAACAAAGGCAUUAAUACACCUGUAUUCUGUGUGACACCUCCCCCCACGGUGGGGGCAAACCCCCACCAUUACUUUACUAUGCACUCAAAGCAGGGGAGACCCCCCCCUACCCAAGGGGAAGCGGCUGCCGGUUCUUCCCUUUCAUCAGCAGGUAAUAUCUGAGCUCAGAAUGUAAAGUGCUGCCACUGUUCUUACAGCCCUGCAAUACAUUUUCUGGAAUAAAACAAGUCUGUUGCCAUG